GUUCUCGCACCUCUGCCUCGUGUGCUGAUUUUCAGUUGUAUCGGGCUCAACUACAAGGCACAUGCGGCUGAGACAAAGACAAACCCACCGGUAUACCCGGUCCUGUUCAACAAGCCUUCUUCUUGUCUCGCCGGUCCAGCCGAUGAUAUCCCAAUCCACAAAGAUGCUCAAUUUCUCGACUACGAGGGCGAAUUGUGUAUCGUCAUUGGACAAACAUGCAAGGACCUCUCGGAGACCGACGACGCGCUAGACUACGUGCUCGGGUAUACCGUUGGCAACGACGUCUCUUCUCGAUAUUGGCAGAUGCCUGACAGAUCCGGUCAACAAGCAGGUUACUCGAAGAGUUUCGACAAGUUUGCGCCCCUCGGACCCGUCAUCUGCUCGACUGCAGAGAUUCCGUCCCCAGAAACUUUGACUUUGGUCACGAAGGUCAAUGGACUCGAGCGUCAGAGAGGCAGUAUCGAGGACCUGAUCUUCACCGUGCAAGACAUCGUCAGGUUCACGGCCAGGGGACACACGCUGGAACCGGGCACGGUCAUCAUGACGGGCACGCCCAGUGGAGUUGCGGCAUUCAUGAAGCCACCGGCGUGGUUGAAGGACGGGGAUGUUGUCGAGAUCGCCAUCGACGAAAUUGGCACGAUUUCCAACAAGAUGGUCUUCGAGUAG
Exophiala aquamarina CBS 119918 is the source of this 666-nucleotide messenger RNA. Its product is annotated as 5-carboxymethyl-2-hydroxymuconate isomerase. Lineage: Eukaryota; Fungi; Ascomycota; Eurotiomycetes; Chaetothyriales; Herpotrichiellaceae. The record is from RefSeq and is a predicted model, not a curated record. Gene Ontology annotation, molecular function: catalytic activity. The annotation marks the transcript as partial. The transcript has 4 exons.